GAAAUCCGAACUUGACCAACUCUGUUAAUCGUUCUUCACAUUACUAUCAUUUAAAUUGUUCAUCAGCACCCGCUUUAUCAGAGAAAUGACAGAGUUCGCCGCUAAAUCCGCUCCUAUGGAAGUAGACAACAGCUCGGAAAAGAUUGACAUGUCUUUGGAUGACAUUAUUGAACUGAAUAAAAGGGAAAACAACUCUACAACAUCUGCAGUAAACAAGACAAGAGAACAACAGAAAAGGCAAUGGAAUUCACGCCCUCGCAACCCAACAAUUCAGCCAGGGCAAGGAAUGCAGCAGAAUGUACAAGCAUCCGGUCGACCACAGAGGAAUGCAUCUGGAUUACGAGUUGGUAUCAAUCGUUAUUGGCAAACACAGGCUAGAAGUCCCAGAGUUAGACCAGCUGGAAGAAGACCUCCCACAGCAUCCAAACGACAAAUUGCACCCAUUUGGAAAGGAACUCCAAGGGUCACACCAGGAAGAGCACAGCAGGCCAGGAAGAGCUUCAGACCUAUAAGACAGGGGCCUCCUCAAAUUUUGAAAAGAAGGAUUAUGUUUCAGAGCAGAGUUUCGAACCAGCAGAAGAAACAAACACAGAAUCAACAAAGACAAACCAAACCGAACAUUAAAAGAACGUCUCCUCAAAUGGGUUUGGGAGCUGGACCGAAGAAAAAGUGGACUCGCAUGUGGCAGCAGUGGUCAUCUACCAACUCUAUCCUAACGAUAUCUGUACCCAAUCCGCAGGCCAAGCAACCCCCAGUCCAAAGACUAAGAAGACAACAGCCUUUAAAUGCUAGAAAGCAAAUGCCAAUAAAAGGCAUGAAGAAACAGCCAAAAGGAGUUUACCUUGGAUUCAACUUUAAGAGUAUAGCCAAUCAGACAAGUUUGACUCUGAAUGAUCGAUUUUCCUCCAUGAAGAUCAUUCCCCGUCAUGCAAUAUCAAGAAGAGGCGGCCGAACCGUCACUAUUGGCUAAUAUUCACUUUAGUUCUCAGGAUAAAAUAUAAGAGAUAAAUUUGAUUUAUUGUUGACAAUGCUGUCUGAUAAAUUUUUAAAUACAAACAUACACUAAACAUUUUAUGUGUUCUCAGAGCAAAAUAUUUUCAUUCUACGAGACAAAUGCCCAGUCUAUUUCCAUAAAUUUAAUAUAAUUUUCCCAAGAAAAGUGACCUUUUCUUUUGCUCAAAUGAAGCAAUCUAUUAAAGCAACAUAAGAAGUAAAUCAAGCAGCAUUUUUUUUGCUUAAAAUCAAUUUAAAAGAGCAGCUAAUUUAAAUUAAGAUAAACAAAUUGUACAUUAGAAUUAAAGACGAAGAGUGUGAUUCCAUAACUGUAUCUAUCAGAAUGGUCUGGUGAACUGGGGUUUCUGAGCACUGAAUUGUACCAGAACAUUUGCGAGCCAAGUGAUGCAGAUCUGGUUCAAAUUACAAUUUUAUGGAGACAUUAUAAAUGUCUGUUGCACACCAAUAAGUUAACGAUCUAGAUGUCAAUGACAAGGCUAGCAUUUAAGAUCAUAGAGUAGAGUCAGAGAAUAUUUACAACACAUAAGGAGCUCAUUUGACUCAUUAUGUUUGCUCCUACUGUCCAACAGAGCGACUUACCAGUUCUACCAAAGGCACUUCUCCGUAGCCACGUAAAUCUUUGCUUAACAUGUUUUUAAGGCCACAGUGUAGCCUGCCUACAUUUCAAACCCAAAGAACAUACGGCGUAAAAUAGUUUCCCCCAUGUUGCUAUUAAUUUACUGCCCCUUUAUUUUAUUCCUGUGAUCCCAAGUCCUUGACUCCACACCAAUGGCAACAGCCUGCUGCUAUUCACUCUGUCCAGGCCCUUCAUCGUAACCUCGAAAGGAAAUAACCCCGGACUUUAAUUAUUCUUGUAAAUGUAGUUACUUGUCAAAACAAUCUUACCAUAAAUCUUUUCUAGACACUUACUGCCUUCCGAUAAGUAUAAUAAUUAUGUGGCCAGAAAUGGACACAGUACUGUACUCCAGUAUAUAUAUUUUUCUCUGUAAUUAGCCCUACUCUUCCAUGCUAUGUGUAGUAGCCCACUGUGUGCUAAUGGUAAAGAGAAUGGAUGAUCCAUUGGACUGCUUUGGUAUUAAGUUUCCUUGAGAAUUGCUGGAGCUCUGUCAUCCAGACAAGGGGAGAGUAUUCCAUCUUUCUCCUGACUUGUCUCCUAUAGCUGUUUGAAAGGUCAUCAGGCAGCAGGAAGCGAGUCACACACCUAAAAAUACCUGGCCCCUGACUUGUUUUUGGACACCUCAUGUCUAUUCCCAGUUUUCCCAGAUUGAUCUCUUAAUCUGCCAGUUCAUUCUACCAUCCUCCCCUUUGCACAUUGCUGCUCACCACCAUCAGCUGAGCCUUGCUCGUCUGCUGAUUCGGCACAGCACAAGCUCUAUCAUUAGCACCCAAAGUGGUUCCUCAUGUCUCACUGCUCUGCCCAUCCUGUAUACUCAAAGUAUUGCAUAAGAAUUUCUGAGCAACUUUAUUUGCAGUGUUAAUUAAAAAAGAUCUUUUUUUCAAUGAAAUGGUUGGAGUUAAAGCCAUUUACUGAGAUGGAGAAUUAUAAAUCAGGUUGACCUAAAAUUCUUUACCUCAGCAAGUAGCCUUAAUUGUAAAAUCAAGUUUUAUGUUACUUUGACUGUGAAUUUCUUUCAUUCAUGCCAGAGUUUAAUUAUAAUUAUAUCCUGGUAAAAUACCUGACAUUUUCUUCAAGAUUAAAUUUAAUGACUAUUUUGUUUAAUGCAACAGAAGGAGACAUUAUUUAAUAAAGUGUCUAUUUUAUUUAAUAGAACAAUAUAUUGAUUGCACAGCCAGAUAAUUGUAAUGUGAUGGCAAUGUAA
Messenger RNA from Mobula hypostoma (lesser devil ray), 2834 nucleotides. RefSeq names its product UAP56-interacting factor-like. NCBI's taxonomy places the organism in Eukaryota, Metazoa, Chordata, Chondrichthyes, Myliobatiformes, Myliobatidae. Gene Ontology annotation, biological process: mRNA export from nucleus. The coding region runs from base 86 to 970 and encodes 294 amino acids. The transcript is spliced from 9 exons. The record is from RefSeq and is a predicted model, not a curated record. Gene Ontology annotation, molecular function: mRNA binding. Gene Ontology annotation, cellular component: nuclear speck.